ACUGGUAGCGCUUACAUUAUGCGCAGUUUUUCCUUGAGAAAUUUGGGCAGGGUCAUGAUUUAUGAUGGUAGCCGUGCCGCAAAUUAUCAAGACACCCUGAAUAUCAAACCGACUUUCGUUCCAAGUAUUACAUUUAUUGAUGUUUGAUAUUCUGAUCAUCUAGGCAGAUAUAGCAGCAACAUGUCAGGUUUCCUAAGGAAUUUGGCCUCUGGCAUCAAUGAAAUAGUGACUGUCGCUCAGGCCAAAAUAAGCCCUUUCACUGUACAAGUCACUACAGCAGAGAAGCUUAAAGGCUCUUUCCUUGGAUGGAGGACCCUGUCUAGCUACCAGAGCUCAGCUUAUUGCUAUCAAAAGAUCAGGAGUAACCCGUGUGGCCGGCCUGUAGCCCGGGCCGCGCUAUCAUCUCGCCUGCUGACGUGCGCCAGUUCGGUGGUGAGCCACCCCUCCGGGAUAAGAACGUAUUCCACAAAGGGCCCCUGGGAUUGGGAGUCCUGGGACUCCGAUAAGUUUGCCCAUGGCAUUAAUGACCUUUUGAGCGAAACCGAAGCUUUGGUGGCUCCGUUUGACGUUCACGAUAUCGGACCCCUGAGACUAAAGGGUUGUACAGUCCUCAAGCAGGAUGGGUGCUUGACUUUAUAUCGUCGCUCUACCACCUUUGAAUGUGUCAUCACACGGCCUGAUGUUCCUGGAAAAAUGUACAGCUUGUUCCGACAGACAAGUGAGGAGGAGGCCCAGGUGCUGUACAAGUUGCUGGUGGCGGUGCUGGUGCCCAUGGUGAACAGCGGAGCUCUCCACCUGCAGGAGGAAGUGCUGCAGAAGAUCUGCGACUGCAUCAGGGAGCACCCGUCCUGGAACAGCGCUCAUGUCUCAGCUAACUUGGGCCACCACGGCUGUCUCCGACAUCCAGGAAUAAAAGAAAACAUCAACACGGUGUGCUCCACCCACUCGAUGAGCCCGCUCAUGACGGCCAUUACAGGCAAGCAGGCUCCAGCUGCAGAGGAAGUCCUCAGGCUCGGCGGUCAGCUUGGUCAGGCGGACAAACACGGCGACACUGCCUACCACUUUGCCGUGCUCAACUGCCCACCUGUUGUUGCUCUUUUAGUGGACUUUGACAAACAAGGUGUGAUCAACAGUCUGAAUGCCAAGGGAGAGUCCGCCUUAUACCUUGCAUGUGAGCGCAAGUUAACGGAGGCCACAGAGAUACUGUUGGGGGCUGGGGCGGACCCACGCGUGGCGGGCGCCGACUGUCUGCCGAUACAUGCUGCUAUUAGGUCCCGAGAUUUGAAAUCUUUUGAACUGAUUGUUUCCAAACAUCCAGAGCAGGCAAACGCCAAAGAUUACAAGACUGGAGGCAGUCCAUUGCACUGGGCCGAGGAUGUGGAGACCAUCCAGAAAUUGGCUCUGCUGGGUUGCCAGCUUGACAUUACAGACAGUAACGGUGACGCGCCACUACAUAUCAUGAUGGCCAAAAAGAAGUCGGACUGCCUGCUGGCCCUGCUGUGUCAUGGGGCAAACUGCAACCUGCUGGAUGCCAAAGGGGAGAGUGUUCUGCACAAGGCCAUCCAGGAAGACAACUUGGACCUGGUUCGUCAGUUUGUGGUUUUUGGUGCAGAUGUUAACCAAGCAUCAGGAUCAGGUGUCAAGCCCAGACAUAUGGCAGCUGUCAACAGAGGCAGAAACAGAGAAGUAGGCAGCUCGUACUCGUUCCUACGUCGGGAACAACCUGUGGGGGACACAAUCCUGUAUUUACUUCAUGUGUCGGGAGCCACGCGGUGCAGCACCUCCAUGAGUGGCUGUAACUCUGGCUGCUCGGCCGAGGGUACCGUGAACGGGACACCAGACCAGACCAUGUCCGCGCUCAUGAAACUGGACAAUGUCGCCCUGUUUGAUGAGCAGUUGUGUAGUACGGUGGUGCAUAGUGCUACAUCUCCUCAACACCGGGGCUCAGUGAUCGACAUGACAGAUACCCCUGUUUCUGCAGGUGAACGGAUCCUGUGUUUGGAUGGUGGAGGAAUCCGUGGCUUGGUACUGAUCCAGAUUUUGAUGGAAAUUGAAGCGGCGGUCGGCAGACCCAUAAGAGAAUGUUUUGAUUGGAUUGGGGGGACUAGUACUGGCGGAAUUCUGGCCAUGGGCAUUGCUAAAGGUUUUUCUCUGCCGUACAUGAAAGGUCUGUACGUGCGCUUGAAAGACGAGGUGUUCAAAGGUACCCGCCCGUACGAUCCAGCCCAGUUUGAAGUGUUCCUGAAGAGAGAGUUUGGGGAAGACACAGUCAUGACAGAUCUGAAGCAUCCAAAACUUCUUGUGUCAGCUGUUCUUGGCGACCGGUUCCCAGCAGACCUGCAUUUCUUCCGGAACUUUGAGAGAACGUUGAAUCACCCAAGCUCAUCUCCACCCAACCAAUUAGAGGCCUUAACACCACCUCAUGAGCAAAAACUGUGGGAGGCAGCCAGGAGCAGUGGGGCAGCCCCGACCUACUUCAGGGGCUAUGGCAGUUACCUGGACGGUGGCCUAAUUUCCAACAACCCGACACUGGACGUUUUGACGGAGGUUCACGAGUACAACAUGGGCCUCAAGAUGUUGGGAAGGAGUGGAGAAGCACGUCAAAUGGGCUGCGUUAUUUCCUUGGGGUGUGGCCGCCCACCGUGUGAAGAGGUGAAGAACAUGGAUGUCUUUCUUCCAGGCGGAAUCAUGGAUGUGUACAAAGCUGUUGCUGGGGCCACAGCCCUGGGCAGGCUCAUGGUAGACCAGGCCACAAUUUCUGAGGGCCGCCCCGUGGACAGAGCGCGUGCCUGGUGCAGCAUGAUCAACGUGCCGUAUUACCGCUUCUCUCCCUUGCUGUCCGAAGACAUCAGCCUGGACUGCCACGACAUCCAGGUGCUGAUCAACAUGAUGUGGCAGACGCACUGCUACAUGGUGGCCAACCGGCACCGGGUACGGGAAAUAGCCUCGCUGCUCCAGCCCAGAAAAGCGGCAGGGGACAGUUAAAGCUGCUGUUGUAAAGCGCAUGAAGCAUGCUGUAGAGCGUGGAUAUGCACUAUAUAAAUGCAAUUUUUUUAAUUAUUAUUAUUAUUCUCAAAGGUUUUUGUAAUUUGUCAAGUAUAGCGAUAUGCGCCUAUCAGGAUGAAUCUCUGCAAGUCCCGCUGGGCGUACUAACAUGGUAGAUAGUUUCCAGACGGGGAAACUCUUGUGUAGUCCUGUGAUUUUUCUGUGGAUAAGCAGUUUAACUUUAACUUUUACCUCUUAUUGGUGUAAGUUUUCUGAUGUCCGGGUUACUGCCAGAUUCGCAUUUAAGCUAUUAUCUUGGUCAUAUGCAUGAGAUUAGAACAAUUUAAAUUUUACUUCCCUUGUAUAUUUAAUAUUCAUCGGUAUGUAUUUAUUGCGUUUAUCUUGAAAGCUACAGGAGAUGUGGGGGUACAGGGAGGUAGGAUUGUUUUACCUCACUCUCUUAGGGAUACGCUGUCUAGUCUGUGUUGGUCCUUUUGGUUCACAGUAUUGCUCUUACCUGACAGUUACAGAGAUGCAUCAUUUCCCUUAAGGGUGUAUUAUACUUACAGUUAGACUGGACAAAUUUGGCCUCAGCCAGCCUGCAACUGGUCAUAAGACUUGUUUACUAUUAACGGCUAACUGUCAAACGAGGAAAAUAAUGAAGUGACAAUUGGGGACCUGAUGUAGUUAUGGUGAGAAUACUUUUUAGUGUUUUUAAGAAAACAGCGACAAAAAGAGUCAUUCAUGAGUCAUUGCGGUUUUUUUUAUAAGCUGAUUCCAAAUGAUAUUGAUUUUUUCACAAUAGGGCAUAGUUCUGAUAAGUUUGAAUGGGAAUUUAAUUGCCAGCCCACGACAGACUCUCUGGUCACAACAGCCUGAUUUUCAUGGCUUUAGUACAGGUGAAAGAACUGGCUAACGGGGUCUGGUAAAUUUUCUUAUUACAAAGUGAAGAUGGUUAGAAGGCCAGCUGAUGUUAAACAACUGUCAGUGUCAACUCUGAGAGGCUCCCUGCUAUCUCAUCAACAAAUGCAAAGAGCUGUCUGUAGAAAUUUUCCUUGCUUUAUUUCAUCUUUGAGUUACAGUUUGUGUGAUUCUUGUUAUCAAUGUAUUUCUCUUUUUUCUCAUGAUUUUCCUUUCACUGAUAUUUAUGGGGCUGUGGUUUAAAAGUACCUUAAGAUUUGUUUGAACUUUUGUUUGCUUACUUCAAAUUCAUGUUGCUUAUGUAUGUGAUAUUAAAAUGAAACCUUUUUUUUAUUUCUAGUUUUGCAAAGGUUAUUGGGGUUUUCUUUAUUGUUUUGUGGAAGUGUUAUCAUAAUAAGAAUGCUGUGCUACCAUAUUAUCUUAUGUUUGUUGAGAUGCAAAUUUUUUUGGGGGGUAUUUUGACAUUGUCCAUUUGUCUGUUUAUCAGAAUUAACGUUGGUUUACAUUCUUUCCCUGAUUAUUUUGAGGACUUUUACAACAACAUUUAGUAUUACCAAUGAAAUAUGAGAACACACGUGAAUUUUAGUUCAUGAAUUCGAAUUCCAUAACAAAACACUGAAAAGUACACAAGUUGUUCAUUGCUUUGUGAUUCUCCCUGACUGUCGAAGCCACAGGUUAGUCAUGUGAACAAUUGUGGAGUCUAUUAAUACCGAACACUGUUAAUCCGAAAACGACACUAAACCAACAGAAAAUAGAAUCCCCAAUUUUUUUCAGUGCUAUUUUAGCAAAAACUCUCUAAACCAAAGAAAAUCCAGCUGCCUGGCAGAUUUUGGAAUAGGCCGACUCCAUUGUAUGUGAAAAGAACAAACUGAUUUUUAAUGGUAUUUUUCCCUUCUAAAAUUUGGUAUACAAUGUUAUUUUAGGUAUAGACUUUUACUGUGUCCAAUAUGACCCGUACAAAGUGAUAUUGACUCCAUUUCACACGCACUCAUUGCUAGGGGCUGCUAUUUUGAGCUAGGGUGGCAAUGGUAGACAUACCUUUUUUUUUCCAUCUAUCCUUUUGUAUCUUUGUGUCUUGCACCUACCUUGCUGGAUAGUAAUCUUUGGUUUGAGGGCUUCCUUCUUCAUACCUAUUAUUUUGCCUGCUCUCCUGCUUUCCCCUGGUGCUGGCUGCCCUGGUUUGAAUCCAUAACAGGACUUUCUUGAAAUCUGGUCAUUUGCUGGACUUUUAUAGACGUUAUAUUCACAUGGUUUCGUGUACCAGAUGAAUACUGAAUGAGAUGUCCCACCUCAUAAAUUACCUUACUGUUUUGGAAGGAGUCAUGAACUCACAACAGACCUCAAAUUUCCCUAGUUCCUCUGGACCCUCAUUACGAGAAGAUACUUCUCUUGAGCCCAAACAGAGGACAACUAGUGCAUUAAGAAUCUUUGUAUCUGCUUUUUUUUUAUUCCCCAAAG
Messenger RNA from Aplysia californica (California sea hare), 5364 nucleotides. RefSeq names its product 85/88 kDa calcium-independent phospholipase A2. Bases 181 to 2985 code for a protein of 934 amino acids. The record is from RefSeq and is a predicted model, not a curated record. Gene Ontology annotation, biological process: lipid metabolic process; positive regulation of ceramide biosynthetic process. Gene Ontology annotation, cellular component: mitochondrion. Gene Ontology annotation, molecular function: protein binding. Lineage: Eukaryota; Metazoa; Mollusca; Gastropoda; Aplysiida; Aplysiidae. The transcript has 20 exons.